This is a messenger RNA of Notolabrus celidotus (New Zealand spotty), 4095 nucleotides long. It is a transcript of the gene map4k5, whose product is annotated as mitogen-activated protein kinase kinase kinase kinase 5. The transcript has 34 exons. Gene Ontology annotation, biological process: protein phosphorylation. The record is from RefSeq and is a predicted model, not a curated record. Gene Ontology annotation, molecular function: MAP kinase kinase kinase kinase activity; ATP binding. Bases 559 to 3264 code for a protein of 901 amino acids. NCBI's taxonomy places the organism in Eukaryota, Metazoa, Chordata, Actinopteri, Labriformes, Labridae.
CGUUAGAUUCUCCGAGGUGUCCCUGAACGCAGCACCAGGAUCCUGUAUCUGCGCCUCAGAGAUUAGCAGCAGACUGUUGCUCUCAGCUGAUGUUUUAAAGGUUGGACUGGUCUUAAAGAAGAACUGGACUCUGAAGACCCUGUUCAUGUUUUAAUAUUAAUGUUUAAACCUCUGAGUCUCUGAGAGAGUCCCAGAGAGGAGACCACAUGCUAACAGCUCAACUCUGUAACGGCUGGUUCCUCUGAGGGGACCGACACCAGGACCUGAACUUUAGACACUUUCCUCGGAAACAAAGGGGACCAGCUUUCAGUUCUACAGGGACUACUCGACGCCAUCAGACCCCCAAAGGACCCGGGACAGGUUUAAGAUGCAGGACCUGCCCCUCCGAGCAGUUUGCAGGGUUCAAGGACACGGAGCCAGGAGAAAGACCGUCUGAGUAAACUACUCAUCCAUUCAUAUUCAGGACCUUCGCUUCAUCAAACCACCCACCGCCACCGCCACCGCCACCGGAUCUGAUCACGCCAACUAAAUGUAAAGGAUCGAUUAGUUCCAGCCACCAUGGAUAUCUUUCCCCGGCCAAGCGGAGAAAUCCAGAGGAGGAACCCUCAGCAUGACUUUGAGCUCAUUCAGAGGGUGGGAAGCGGCACAUAUGGAGACGUGUACAAGGCUCGAAACAUACAAACUGGGGAGCUCGCUGCGGUGAAGAUCAUAAAACUGGAACCUGGGGACGACUUUUCCAUCAUACAGCAGGAAAUCUUCAUGGUGAAGGAAUGCAUGCACCACAAUAUCGUGGCCUACUUUGGGAGCUACCUCUGUCGGGAGAAGCUGUGGAUCUGUAUGGAGUACUGUGGAGGAGGAUCUCUGCAGGACAUUUACCACGUGACGGGACCUCUCUCAGAGCUUCAGAUAGCGUACGUCAGCAGAGAGACCAUACAGGGUUUGGGAUAUCUGCACACCAAGGGCAAGAUGCACCGUGACAUCAAGGGCGCCAACAUCCUCCUCACAGACAACGGAGACGUGAAGUUAGCUGACUUCGGAGUCGCGGCCAAAAUAACAGCCACCAUCGCCAAGAGGAAGUCUUUCAUUGGCACACCGUACUGGAUGGCUCCAGAAGUAGCAGCAGUGGAGAAAAACGGCGGCUACAACCAGCUGUGUGAUAUCUGGGCUGUGGGGAUCACGUCCAUCGAGCUGGCCGAGCUGCAGCCUCCCAUGUUUGACCUUCACCCCAUGAGAGCUUUGUUCCUGAUGUCAAAGAGCAGCUUCCAGCCUCCGAAGCUAAAAGACAAAAACAAAUGGUCCACUGCCUUCCAUAACUUCGUCAAAGUGUCUCUGACGAAGAACCCGAAGAAGAGACCCACCGCAGAAAAGCUCCUAUCGCACGUGUUCAUGGCUCAGGCGGGUCUAACCAGACGGCUCGCUGUCGACCUCCUAGAUAAGAUGAACAACCCUGAUAACCACCAGCAUUACAGCGAGGUGGACGACGACGACCUCGAGCCGCUCUCUGCCGUCAGACACACCAUCCGCUCCACCAACAAGCAAGCCCGGGCCGAGAGGACGCGCUCAGAGAUCGACUCACACAAUGGGACUGACCACGGGACGCCAUGCUCAAGUCCUAGCUUCUCUGUGGGACACAGGGGGGACGCAGUCGACAAGCUCCAGUUUGAACCUCCGCUCAGGAAGGAAACUGAGGCUCACUCUGAAAUGGAUGUGAGUAAAGAUAAUGACUUCCCCUCCCCCUGGAGUCCGUUUGCAGAGGGAGGAAUAACAACCAGGGGACACAUCGCUCAUCUGGAGGACGCCUUCGAAGAAGUGGAGCUGUCAACUCUGAAGCCAGGGAUGCCUCCUCCUCCUCUGCCCCCGAAGCCACGGUUAAACAGCUCCUCAGAGGAGCUCGGCCUGAACGACGAGCGGUCUCUGACGGUUCGGAGGUUCCCAAACUCAGAGAACGGGCCGACUCAGGUGUCUCGCAGACAGAGCACGCCCGAGUCGGGCAACAAGGGGGAGCACUCAUCUCCAGAUUUCCUCUCCGCCAGCGUCAGCAGCCCCGGCCUUUUGUCUCAUGCCUCAGAUCCUGAGAACGACUCAGACGACAGCGUGAACGGAGGCAGUCCCAAGCCGCCGCCCAACAGACCGCACCGGAAGGAGAAGAAGGAGUUCCCUAAACCAGCGAUCAACGGCCUGCCGCCCACUCCUAAAGUCCUGAUGGGAGCCUGUUUCUCUAAAGUGUUUGAUGGCUGUCCGCUGAAGAUCAACUGUGCCACGUCAUGGAUUCACCCCGACACCAAAGAUCAGUACCUCAUCUUUGGGACGGAGGACGGGAUCUAUACGUUGAACCUCAACGAGCUGCAUGAAGCCACGAUGGAGCAGCUGUUUCCCAGGAAGUGUACGUGGCUGUACGUUAUCAACAACAACCUGAUGUCUUUAUCUGAAGGGAAAACCUUCCAGCUGUACUCCCACAAUCUCAUCGGGUUGUUUGAGCAGCUGAAGAAGCCCGGCCUGGCCGCUCAGUUCCAGACUCACCGCUUCCCGGAUAAGAUUUUACCCAGGAGGUUCGCCUUGACGACUAAGCUCCCCGACACAAAGGGAUGUCACAAGUGCUGCAUCGUGAGGAACCCGUACACCGGCCACAAGUACCUGUGUGGGGCGCUGCAGUCUGGGAUCGUCCUGUUACAGUGGUAUGAACCCAUGCAGAGGUUCAUGCUCAUCAAGCACUUUGACUUCCCCCUCCCCAGCCCCCUGAAGGUGUUUGAGAUGCUGGUGGUCCCGGAGCAGGAGUACCCUCUGGUGUGCGUGGCCAUCAGCCAGGGCUCAGAGCCGGGUCAGGUGGUCCGCUUCGAGACGAUCAACCUCAACUCCUGCUCCUCCUGGUUCACAGAGAUGGGAACGACCAAUCAGCAGGUCGAUGCCAUCCACGUGACCCAGCUGGAGAGAGACACGGUGUUGGUGUGUUUGGACCAAAACCUGAAGAUCGUGAAUCUUCAAGGCCGACUGAAGUCCAACAAGAAGCUGGCGUCCGAGCUCAGCUUCGACUUCGGCAUCGGAUCUGUUGUGUGCCUUCAGGACAGCGUCCUCGCCUUCUGGAAACACGGCAUGCAGGGGAAGAGCUUCAAGUCUAACGAGGUGACGCAGGAGAUCUGUGAUCCCAGCAGAGUCUUCCGCCUCCUCGGAUCCGACAGGGUGGUGGUCCUGCAGAGCCGACCCACGGACAACCCGACGGCCCUGAGCAACCUCUACAUCCUGGCCGGUCAUGAGAACAGUUACUGAGCCUCUCUCUCUCUCUCUGUGAAGAAGCGUCCACAUGCUGCGGUCUUUGGGAGAACCCUCCAGACUCUGACUUGGGAAACGUCUGGAUUAAAAACUGUUACUGAUCAGGGUCUUCGGUCUGGAUUCAGGAGCAGCCUUACACCAUGUAGCAGAAGGUGAAGAAUCAAUAAAAAGCUCCUCUGGACUUUGUUACUUAGCUUCCUCUCCGAGUUACAAACCAGUAUGUAGAGGUUUUCUUAUUAUCGUCAUAAGUGCCAUUAAGGAUCACGAGUCUGUGAUCGUGUUAGCAAACGAUGGGAGAUUAAUCGUGUCUGUAACGCUCGUCAUCACGCCCGCUUAGAGGGGAGAUAUGUAGUCAAACUAAUAGAUCAGCUGAAACAGAAACCCAGGAGCAUUGUGGGUAAUUUAAGCAAUAUUUAUUAACCUCACGUUCGGGUGUGUUUGAUUUACAGACCGUGUUAACAGGAAGUGUGAGAGGAGUAAAGAUCCCGCAGCAGCUUUGGGUUUAAUUCACUGCUUCUGUAAUAAAGCCGCGUUCCCUUGCUCCCUUGCUCCCUUGCUCCCUCGCCCCCUCGCUUCCUCGCUCCCUCGCUCUGCUGCAUUCAUAGACGGAUUUAAUGUACAUUCUCCCUCUCUCUCUCCCUCCCUCUUUUAUAGACUCUUCUUCUUCUCAUUAUUUGCACCAUGUAAGCACUUUUGUACAUUUUUUUAUUUAAAAAUAAAACGACAGAAUGAGGGACAGAUGCUCGGUUUUUCGUUAACAUCUUUGCAUUCCCUUCGCAAAAUGUUUUAAUGUAUGCUGUUUUUGUAAUAAAAACGCUCUUAACAAGA